This is a messenger RNA of Botrytis deweyae, 933 nucleotides long. RefSeq lists its product as uncharacterized. The coding region runs from base 1 to 933 and encodes 310 amino acids. Gene Ontology annotation, molecular function: oxidoreductase activity; copper ion binding. Lineage: Eukaryota; Fungi; Ascomycota; Leotiomycetes; Helotiales; Sclerotiniaceae. The record is from RefSeq and is a predicted model, not a curated record. The transcript has 2 exons.
AUGCUCGACAAUGCUGUGCAUUCCAUCAAAUUGCAACUUUAUUCUGAUUGGUCUCCUGUAACAGCAGAAGUUGAGGCUUUUGCCGCGCUAGCUGCACCUCCAACACUUGACAACGGACUCAUCAAUGGUACAAAUACCUACAACAAUUCUGAUACCAUCGUUAGUUCGCAUUUCGAAACAACUUUCAAGAGUGAUACUCGAUAUCGAAUUCGGCUUAUGAAUACCACAGCCGACACACAUUUCAAAUUUAGCAUUGACAGUCAUACCAUAAAGGUAAUUGCGGCUGAUUUUGUUCCAAUCGUACCAUAUAUUUCUGAUACAAUUGCCAUAAGUAUGGGACAAAGAUAUGAUAUCAUUGUUACUGCGAAUGCAGCAGUUGAUAAUUAUUGGAUGAGGGCAGUUGCUCAAACCGUCUGUAGUGAAAACGUCAAUGCGGAUGAUAUCUAUGGUAUUAUCAGAUAUAACAGCACUUCUACUGAUGAUCUAACUUCUGUUCGUUGGGCAAAUGCUUUGACUGACGAACUUUGUGAGGAUGAACUCAGGGGUUCUCUUGUUCCAUACGUACCAAUUGUCGCAUCGAACUCUCCGGCAGAAGAGGAUGAAUUCUCUGUUAUUACCAACAAAACUAAUGGUGUGAUUUGGCAAAUGGGAACUUAUUCUUUCCUUAAUCAGUGGGACUAUCCAACAUUGUUACAGUCUUACGAAGGCGAUGAUACAUGGGCAGCAGAACAAGCAGUUUAUCAAUUACCAGAAGCUUGGAUAAUGCAUUGUCAUAUUGCUUGGCAUACUUCAGAAGGAUUGGCUGUCCAAAUUCUAGAAAGAGAGAGUGAACUAGUUGAUCUCUUGGACGGCGACUUAUUGAAUGCAAAGUGUGCUGCUUGGGAUUCCUAUGCUUUGGCUGAUAAUGUAAUUCAGCCUGACUCUGGUACAUAA